AUGGAGAUGGACAAACGGAUUCAUUUAGAGCUGCGGAACAGGACGCCCUCUGAUGUGAAAGAGCUUGUGCUGGACAACUGUCGGUCUUAUGAAGGCAAAAUCGAAGGCCUCACAGAUGAAUUUGAAGAACUGGAGUUCUUAAGUACAAUCAACGUAGGCCUCACCUCAGUCGCAAACUUACCAAAGUUAAACAAACUUAAAAAGCUCGAACUAAGCGAUAACAGAAUCUCAGGGGGCCUUGAAGUAUUGGCAGAAAAAUGUCCGAACCUCAAGCAUCUAAACUUAAGUGGCAACAAAAUUAGAGACCUCAGCACAAUAGAGCCUCUGAAAAAGUUAGAAAACCUCAAGAGCUUAGACCUUUUCAAUUGCGAGGUAACCAACCUGAACGACUACCGAGAAAACGUGUUCAAGCUCCUCCCACAACUUACAUAUCUCGAUGGCUACGACCGGGACGACAAGGAGGCCCCCGAUUCUGACGCCGAGGGCUACGUAGAGGGCCUGGACGACGAGGAGGAGGAGGAUGAGGACGAGGAAGAGUAUGAUGAGGAUGCUCAUCUAGUGGAAGAUGAAGAGGAUGAGGAAGAGGAGGAGGAAGGUGAAGAGGAGGACGUGAGUGGAGAGGAAGAGGAGGAUGAAGAAGAUUAUAACGACUGGGAAGUAGACGACGAGGAAGAUGAGGAAGAGGCCGGUGGUGAAGAAGAAAAGGGUCAGGGUCAGAAGCGAAAACGAGAACCUGAAGAUGAGGGAGAAGAAGAUGACUAA
Molecule: messenger RNA, 762 nt
Organism: Pipistrellus nathusii (Nathusius's pipistrelle)
Lineage: Eukaryota; Metazoa; Chordata; Mammalia; Chiroptera; Vespertilionidae
Source: the annotation of a GenBank genome assembly